AGUCAGUGUUGUGAAAAAGCAAUUGUGUCGAUUGUGAUGACAACUUUGCAGAUAGGAGACCAGUAAAUGCUGGCUGACCCUCCCCCUGCAUCCUAAUUCUGUAGUAGUAAUAGUAGAAGUGAUGGUGUUUCCUUCAGGGUCAUUUUCCCCGUUACACUAUUACUGAGUUAUGGCUCCUGUAUUUGUUACGACGUGUGGACGUGUGUGGAUGUCUUGAUGUGUGCAAGCGCAUGUGGGCGUAUAUGGCUAUUUGUAUGGAUGUGAUGUUAUCUAACCUAUGGAUGCGUGUGGGCGAGUAUGAAUACAAAAUACGUAUAGGAUAUGUGUGGGGAUCCGUGGACGUGCAUUUUCUUAAGUAGGCGUGUGGAGAAGCAUUUGUGGUUGUAUGGAUUCGCGUGUGAAUGUCUGUGGAUACACGUGGGCGUGUGUUGAAGCAUGUAUGGCUUUAAGUGGCGUGUGUGCAUUGAUAUGUAUAGCCAUAUGUGAGUGCCUGUGGAUGAGUGGCCUGCUUGGUCAGUCAGCUGGCACUCCACUUCCGGAGUACUGUUACAGUUACUCCUAAUAGUGCUUUCAUCCACGACUUUGCCCAUAGAAUUGCUCCUAAAAGUAAUUCUAGACUAUUUUUGGACAUAAUUAAGAGCGGCAUGUCAUUUCCGCACAUGUCGAUAAUUUAGCGAAUGUAAAUCAAAGCGCCGCUCGCCCUGCCCGGGCUGACAUGCUGCUUCUGAAGAUGGACGCUGAGGACGGCAGCUGUUCAGGUGUGAAAGAAAUUAUUGCAGCUAUGAAACGUUGCUCCUUAUAAACCUGACAAAGGAAAGAAAACAGAUACUAAAGGAUAAAUAUGAUCCGGGAAUGACCUCCAAGCAAAAGAAGACUGUGUGGGCAGACAUUGCUGCCCAUCUAAAUUACGCAGCAUGGUCCGACACAGCAGCGUCGUGAGGGUGCAGAGGGAGGACAGCGGGCGGAGUCCCUCAUUCUCUGAUGGACACAUGGUGGUGCAAUCCUCCAGGCCUGCGUGGCUCAGGCUCCUGCGGAAGUGGGGGCUGCAGCUGCUGGUACUGACGGCGGUGGUGGUGGUGGCGGUGGUGGUACCAGUGGUGUUGUCCCUGUCUCAGAGGCGUGAAGUACCCGCCGGCCGCCUCUCCUGCCCCAGAGUGACGAAAGACGAAUGCGAGGAGGUAGGCUGCCUCUGGGACGCGCGGGAAGAUGAUGUGCCAAGCUGUUACUUCCCGCCCCCCUCUCUCCACGGGUACUCGGUCACUUCCCUGCGGAACAACACCUCUUCGGGUCGUAUAGUGGCCCAAUUGACGCUCAAGAACACCUCAGCGCGGGUAGUGCCUGAUCUGAAGGAGACGCUUACGGUGGAGGUGACCCAGUAUAGUGCCGAGGUGCUGCGUGUGAAGGUAACAGUGCCAGAAGAGGAGCGUUAUGAGCCCCCAGUGCCUCUGCAGUUGCCGGAACCCCCGACACAACAUCAGCAGCAGCAGUCUCUGUACCGUGUGACCUUGGGGGAGGAGGGCGGUAACUUCAGUCUGGUGGUGCGCCGCCGUGAGGGUGAUGCUGUGCUAUUCGACACAGGCGUGGGUGGCUUCACCUUCGCCGACCAGUACCUGCAGGUGGCUACGCGUCUUGCCUCCCGUAACCUGUAUGGCCUCGGGGAGUCCCACCACCAGUCCCUGCGCCAUGACCUUCAUUACCGCACCUGGCCCAUGUUUGCGCGCGACCAGCCACCCGGGCCGCCUGGGGAGAACCUGUACGGUGUGCACCCGGUGUACAUGGUGCUGGAGGAAACGGGCGAGGCACACAUGGUCCUUUGGCUCAACAGCAAUGCCAUGGAGGCUGAGACGCUGCCUCUGCCGGGUCUCAUCCUGCGGGCCAUUGGUGGGGUGAUGGACCUGUACUUCUUCCUGGGUCCCACUCCCGCCCUGGCGCUGCAGCAGUACACCUCUGUCAUCGGCCGCCCCAUCUUGCCCCCUUACUGGGCCCUCGGCUUCCAACUGUGUAGGUAUGGCUACAACACCCUAGACAACCUGAAGGCAGCCGUCUCCCGCACAAGACGACAAGGUAUUCCUCAGGAUGUGCAGUACGCUGACAUCGACCACAUGGAUCACCGGCUGGACUUCACAGUGGACCAUGUCAACUUUGCCGGACUUGAAGAUUAUGUGCGUGAGGUGAAGAAGGAAGGACUGCGCUUUAUCAUCAUCCUGGACCCGGCCAUCAAUGCUGAGAUGGGGGAGGAGUACCCUGUGCACGUGAGGGCGAAAGACAGGGACGUGUACAUCACCUGGCCGCCUCACCUGGUGCCCGAACAGAACUUUGGUGCUGGGGACGUCAUGCUGGGCUAUGUGUGGCCAGACAACCGCACGGCGUUCCCAGACUUCUUCCGCAGCUCCACGAAGGCAUGGUGGAAGGAAGAGAUAAAGCUGCUGUAUACUUCACAGGGCCUGAAAUUUGAUGGCUUGUGGAUUGACAUGAAUGAGCCAGCCAACUUUGGAACCAACGAGAAGCAGCCAUGGAACUGGCCUGAGGAGAGGCAGCCGUGGAGUCUGACCUGCCCCAACACCACCCUGGAGGACCCCCCGUAUCUGCCCGCUGCCGUCACCGUGUGGGGUGGAAACAAGCGGCUGUCAGACAAGACAAUCUGCAUGGAGGCACAGCAGGGGGAGCACCGAGAGUUCAGUCACUAUGAUGUCCACAACUUGUAUGGCUGGUCACAGGCUCAACCCACCCUGGAGGCGCUGCAGGCUGUGACAGGGAAGAGAGGCAUUGUGGUGAGUCGCUCCACGUUCCCCUCCAGCGGGCGUUGGGCGGGGCACUGGCUGGGCGACAACUCAGCACGCUGGGCAGACAUGCACAAGUCCAUCAUUGGUGCGGUGGAGUUCAACCUGUUUGGAAUCCCCUACAUUGGUGCCGACAUCUGUGGCUUCUUUGGGGACACAACAGAGGAGAUGUGUGGGCGUUGGAUGGAAGUGGGUGCCUUCUACCCCUACAGCAGGAACCACAAUACUCUGGGCGCUGCUGAUCAUGACCCUGGACUGUGGCCCAGUGUGGCGGCGGCAGGCCGGGCAGCGCUGACGAUCCGGUACACCCUGCUGCCCUACCUGUACACCCUGCACCACCUGGCUGCCACACAGGGCCAAUCUGUCAUCAGACCUUUGUUCUUUGAGUUUCCCAACACCUCGGCAACUUGGGACGUGGACGACCAGUUCCUGUGGGGGCCGUGGCUAAUGGUGGCGCCCGUGCUGGAUCAGGGUCUGGUGGCCCGGAAUGUGUACUUCCCACCUGCCACCUGGUAUGACUACCACACGGGUCAGGCAGUGGAGGGCACGGACAACACACAUCGGGUGGCAGCGCCGCUCAGCCACGUGCCGCUGUAUGUGCGGGGUGGAGGCAUUCUGGUGACACAGCGACCUCACGCCAACACCAUGCUUUCCAGGAGGGAGCCACUGGGCCUGGUGGUGGCGUCCAGUGAGAGUGGUGCUGCACAGGGUUUUUUCUACUGGGAUGAUGGCGAGGCAAUUGAUCCUAUUGGAAGCAGCCAGUAUUUCACAGCAGAAAUAGUGUACUCUGAGGAGUCGGUGGUGUGGACGGUGAUGCACUCGUUGCUGUCUGACGCGGCCCAGCUGGUGCUUUCUGAUGUGACAGUGUUUGGCGUGGCGUCGCGGCCUGCACAGCUGCUGCUGGACGGCAGGAGGUGGACCACUGGGGAUUGGCACUACAACACCGCCACACAGACACUGAAGAUGUUUGACUUGAGUCUGCCUAUCACCAAAAGCUUCACCUUGUCAUGGAGCAACACAGCCAGUUUUGUGCUGCCCUGUCCCGUCUCUUACCAAGAUAGACAGGAUGACUCUCCCGUCACCGAGGAGCAGUGCUACGCCAGGAACUGUGUGUGGGAUGAGACAAGCCAAGUGCAGUGUUCCAUCCAGCCCCAUGAUCAGUACGGCAUGGAGUUUGUUGACGGCCACAUUACGCCCACUGCCACUGGUUUCAAGACACGCCUGUGGUCGCGUGGUCUUCCCCUCUACCCCGGAGGACCAAGGGAUGUCAUAUUUGAGGCUUUCCAAUAUUCCGAUUACAUGUUGAGAGUGAAGUUCUAUGCAGCUGAUGAGGGUCGCUUUGAGGUGCCGGUGCCGCUGGACCUGCCCCAAGAGGGACUGGACAAUCCGCUGUACCGCCUCGUGCUGCCGGAUGAUCCUGCACCGGGGAAGCCGUUCUUCUUCUAUGUGACCCGGCCAGAUAGCGGCACCGUGCUGUUUGACACAAGGAUUGGUGGCCUGACCUUCACCGACCAGUUCCUCAGCAUCAGCACAACACUGCCCAGCAAGAAUGUGUACGGCCUCGGGGAGAAUGCACACGACUCCUUCCGACACACAAUGGACGGCUCAGUGUGGCCGCUCUUCUCCCGAGACGAGGGACCCGUGCCGCAGGCUGGAAAGCAGGUCAACCACUAUGGGGUGCAUCCAUUCUAUGAGUGUGUGGAGAAUGACGGCCGGGCCCAUGGUGUGCUGCUCCUCAACAGCAAUGCAAUGGACUACCAGCUGCUGGACUACCCUGCCCUCACCCUACGUACCAUCGGCGGCAUCCUGGACCUGUUCCUGGUGGCCGGACCUCAGCCGGAGUCGGUGGUGAGCCAGUACACGCGGCUCAUCCACCGUCCCAUGCUGCCUCCUUACUGGGGUCUUGGAUUCCAGCUGAGCAGAUACGGCUUUGAGACGCUGAAGGACCUGCAGGCAGCUGUCAACAGGACAAGAGAUGCUGGCAUCCCACAGGACGUGAUGUAUGGAGACAUCGACUACAUGGACCGCAGGAUGGACUUCACUGUGGAUCCUGUGAACUACCGCGGCUUUGAGGACUACGUGAGCCAAGUCAAGGAAGACGGACUGAGGUUCAUUGUGAUCCUGGACCCCGCCAUCAAUGCCGAGCUACCAGCAGCUGAGUAUCCGCCACACAACAGAGCAAUGGCGGCUGGUGCCUACAUCACCUGGCCCGAGAGAACCAGCCCCACGGUGAUCCAGGGCAACAAUGGCGGUGGUGCACUGGGCUCCGUCAUGCUAGGAUAUGUGUGGCCAGACAACAAGACAGCCUUCCCCAACUUCUUCAGUACUGCUGCUCAGGAAUGGUGGAUUGAGGAAAUUAAGACUUUUUACAAUGAGAAAAUCAAAUUUGAUGGUCUUUGGAUUGACAUGAAUGAGCCAGCUAACUUUGGGACCAACGAGGAGCAGCCGUGGAACUGGCCAGAGGGAAGGCAGCCAUGGAGUCUGUCCUGUCCCAACACCACCUGGGACAACCCGCCCUACGUCACAAAGGCAGUGACAGUCGGCCCCACACACACCAUGGCGGACAAGACACUGUGCCUUUCUGCGAGUGAGGCACCGUACAGACACUAUGAUGUCCACAGCCUGUAUGGUUGGGCCCAGGCUGAACCAACCCUCAGGGCGGUGCAGCUGGUGACUGGUCGGCGAGGACUGGUGCUAAGCCGCUCCACCUUCCCAGGCAGUGGGCAGUGGGCUGGUCACUGGCUGGGGGACAACCGCUCCAACUGGACAGACAUGGCUCACUCCCUCAUAGGUAUGAUGGAGUUCAACCUUUUUGGGAUCCCCUACAUUGGCGCUGACAUCUGUGGCUUUUUUGGGGAGGCAGAGGAGGAGAUGUGCCAGCGGUGGAUGCAGGUGGGCGCCUUCUACCCCUUCAGCAGGAACCACAAUGUCAAGGGAGCCGUGGACCAGGAUCCAGGUGUUUGGGGGGAGGCUGUGGCCAGAUCUUCACGGAAAGCUUUAGAAAUCCGCUACCGCCUCCUGCCAUACCUGUACACCCUCUUCUUUGAGGCACACACCCGUGGCACCACCGUGGUGCGGCCGCUAGUGCACGAAUUCUCCAGUGAUCGUCAUACACUGGGUGUGGACGACCAGUUCCUGUGGGGUGCCGCCCUCAUGAUCUCCCCUGUCCUGACCCCCGCCACCACACAGCGACAGGUGUACUUCCCCCAGGACGCUUGGUAUGACUACUAUUCGGGUACACCAGUCCAGUUUCCUGGUGAAAAAGUAACCAUCCCUGCCCCGAGGGACACCAUUCCUCUUCACAUCCGGGGGGGCCAUGUACUCCCCACACAGCGCCCUGCUCAGAACACAGCGGCUGCUCGCCACCUGCCCAUGGGACUCAUUGUGGCCAUAGGGAGGGACCGCCGGGCAUCUGGUCGGCUGUUUUGGGAUGAUGGAGAGUCUAUCAACACAGUGUCUGAAAAGAAAUAUUCCUUGGUGCAGUUCUCCUUUGUUCAGCACACACUGACAGGGGUGGUGGAGACCAAUGCCAAUGAGGACCUGAAGGGCCUCACCCUGGCUCACCUGGAGUUCCUGGGUGUGGAGCAGCCACCCUCUGCAGUGGUGUAUCUUGGCACCAAGGUUCCAGAUUCAGACGUCACUUACGAGGCUGCCAGUAUGAGACUCACAGUGAACAUUGCCCAUCAGCUCAAUGUUGAUUUUGAACUUGAGUUGAAGGAUAUAUGGCAGUAUGAGGUCAGCAUGAAGUGACUGGUAACUCUGAGGGAGACAUCAGGCAAGUAAGGCUGUCACACAUCAGUUCACUUCACUUCACAAUCAUCCUGCUGUCAGAUAUCUUGUCAAAUUCAAUGUGGCAUGGGUUUCUCAGCCUAUUAAAAAAAAUACAGGUGACUUAGUUUAUACCUCUUAUUUAUUUAUUUUAUUUAUUUAUAAUUUUUUUACAUGAAUUUAACACAACUUAAAAUAUCUUAGAAUUGAUUGAAUUAACAUGAACAUUUUCCCUCAGUACAGAGUUAACCAGUAUUCUCAAUUAUUCAUUCCCUUUCUCUUGUAAACUGGAACUCCCUGCCUGCUUCUGUAUUUUUCUCCUUCCUGUGAUGUCAAAAUGUUUCAAGACACUUAUCUUCUAAAUUUGGACCUGGUUUCUGGAUUGGCACCCUAGUGGGCCUAUUUUCCUCUAUUUUUUCAUUGCCCUUGGCCACUGCCCCUCAUACAUAAAAAAAAAAAAAAAAGGAAGGGGAGAUCAUUAGUCUCACAGGGAAUUCACAGAGCCUAAAUAAAUAAUAAGCCAUAA
Scylla paramamosain (green mud crab) is the source of this 7074-nucleotide messenger RNA. Its product is annotated as maltase-glucoamylase-like. The record is from RefSeq and is a predicted model, not a curated record. Gene Ontology annotation, biological process: carbohydrate metabolic process. The transcript is spliced from 41 exons. NCBI's taxonomy places the organism in Eukaryota, Metazoa, Arthropoda, Malacostraca, Decapoda, Portunidae. Gene Ontology annotation, molecular function: carbohydrate binding; alpha-1,4-glucosidase activity. Bases 915 to 6530 code for a protein of 1871 amino acids.